GGCAUCCGACACGUGAUCAUGACUUCACAGUAUGACGUCAAAUCCCUCGUCAUCCUGUUUUUGAUUUCGAGAAAAACCAACAUACGAUUUUGAUUUUAUGUCCAUAUAUCAAGAUCAUACUAAGCCUUUAACUUUGAAAUUUUCUGAUGUUCUCUUCAUCCAAACUUACAUAAAGAUAACAAACAAACCUCCUCGAAAGAUCAUCGCAAAAUGCCCUUGACACUAAAUACCUCGGCAUCAUUUGCCCUUACCUCCUCCACAGCAUCGGGAGAUGAUUGGGGUCGUGCAUAUCAAACCAAAACAACCAUCAACAAAGACGGUACUACACGUACAAAACGUACUCAACGUCUUGGAGAACCCAUCAUUGAGGAAACACGACGAUGGGAUGGAAAGGGAAGAAGAGUCCUGGAGGAUGGAAGUAUCUAUGAGAAAAAUGGAAAGGGGAAAGGAUGGGUACAAGUCCAGGGGCCUACUGUGAAGCCGAUACAAAAUACGAAAAAGGGGGGAAGUAGGAAAAAGGGGACGAUUUUGGGAAUGACGUGUGAGCCGAGCAAGAAUGUGGUGGGGAAUGGAAAUGGACUGGGGAAUAAUUUUGGGAAAGGAGGGGUGGGGAAGGGGACGGAGAACUGGUUGAAUGGGAUUAUGGCGAGCGUUGCGAAUGAUGCGUUGGAGAGUAGAGGGAGGGGGAGGAUUGUGCAGGAGGUGGAGAGUGAGGAGAGUGAGGAGGAAAGCGAGGAGGAUAGCGAGGAAGAUUAUACUGACAGUGAGGAGUACACUAGUGGAGAGUAUACGAGUAGCGAGGGAGAAGAGGAAGAGGAGGAGGAAGAGGAGGAGGAGGAAGUAGAAGAAAAACCGAAACCCAAAAAGAGUGCUACGACAACAAAGAAUAAGAGUAAGGUUGGGGCGCCAAAACAACAAACCCCCAAGAAAGAGGUGGGAAAAAAGCAAAAACCAACAAAAAAGCAACUCGUACAGGAAGAGGAGUCUAGUAGCGAGGAGGAAUACGAUGACGACGACGAGGAUGAUGAUGGUUAUGUGAUAGAAGAUAUAACUUCAACUGAUGGAAGAGAAUCAUCUUCCGAGGAAGAAGAAGAGGAGGAGGGAGAGGAAGAAGAAGAAGAAGAAGAGGAAGAGGAGAAAAAACCACAACCCAAAAAGCCCGUGGAUAAAAAAUCAGCAGAGAAGCCAAAAGCACUGCCCAAAGGACCGAACUCCAAGAAGAGCGUCGCGAUUCCAUAAAAUAGUAGCUUCUGUUUCACAUCCUGUAUUACAAUAUUCAAUCAUCCAAUCUGGGGUCUUGCUACGAAAAGAAAGAAAAUUUAAUCAUGUAUCAAUACCUGCUGUGAUCGUUUUCGCUAGGAGCGCAGGGGGAAAUGUGUGAUUUUUCUUCAUGUGUACCUAUUUAGAUAGGGCGAGCAGUAAGCAAAAUAUAUCCAUACACGCUACAUGUAGAUGUAAUAAGAGGGUAUUUCCUCCCCCCCCCUCCCCUCCUUCCA
This is a messenger RNA of Botrytis cinerea B05.10, 1496 nucleotides long. RefSeq lists its product as hypothetical. NCBI's taxonomy places the organism in Eukaryota, Fungi, Ascomycota, Leotiomycetes, Helotiales, Sclerotiniaceae. Bases 211 to 1239 code for a protein of 342 amino acids. The record is from RefSeq and is a predicted model, not a curated record. The transcript has a single exon.